Molecule: messenger RNA, 796 nt
Organism: Zophobas morio
Lineage: Eukaryota; Metazoa; Arthropoda; Insecta; Coleoptera; Tenebrionidae
Product: vacuolar-sorting protein SNF8-like
Exons: 9
Coding region: 87-524 (145 amino acids)
Biological process (GO): protein transport to vacuole involved in ubiquitin-dependent protein catabolic process via the multivesicular body sorting pathway
Cellular component (GO): ESCRT II complex
Source: RefSeq, a predicted model, not a curated record
GGCAAACCCGGUCGUCGCUGUUGUUGUUUAGCACAUAUAUCUUUUCAUUUCUUAUAUAAAAAGCAUUUCGCCAAAAAAAAACAAUAAUGAGAAAUAGGCCUGGUGUUAUUGGCGUUCAAAAUAAGCAACAGCUAAAGUCGCUUAUGGACAAAGAAGGUAAAACAAUAAACGAAGAGUCUAUAAAAACGAUGACCGAACAAAUGGAACUAUUUAAAAGUCAGAUAGAAACCUUUUCAAAAAAUCACAGACAUGAGAUAAUAAAGAAUCCGGAGUUAAGAACUUACUUUCUCCGAAUGUGUUCUCAUUGUGGGAUAGAUCCACUGGCUUCCAGCAAAGCCUUUUGGGCUAAAUUUUUAGGUAUAGGCGAUUAUUACUACGAAUUAGCAGUGCAUAUCGUACAAGUGUGUUUUGCUUCCCAAAAGAGUAACGGAGGUAUAAUGGAUUUAAAAGAUGUUCUUGCUGCUGUUAUAUCCAUAAGAAGCAAACACGCGCAACAGCCUACCAUAAGCGAUUUACUAUUCUGAUUGCUUUAUUAAAGAAACUCGGAAAAGACCUUGUGAUAGUAAAAUUAAACGAGAGGGAGCUGGUAAGGUCCGUCCCUACCGAGCUGAACAACGACCACACUGCCAUUCUGAACCUGGCAACUAAAUUGGGAUUUAUAACGGAACAAAUUUUAGAAGAAAACUUGCGGUGGGAAAAAAUCAGAAUUGCCACAAGUUUAGAGUUUUUAAUAAAAGAAGGUUUUUGUUGGAUUGAUAAAAAUGAAGGGGUUAUCAGCUUCUGGUUUCCAGCAUUC